Peniophora sp. CBMAI 1063 is the source of this 1053-nucleotide messenger RNA. The record is from the annotation of a GenBank genome assembly. NCBI's taxonomy places the organism in Eukaryota, Fungi, Basidiomycota, Agaricomycetes, Russulales, Peniophoraceae.
AUGUGCCGUCUGCUCAUCUACAAGGGCACUGAGCCCGUGCAGUUGUCUCAUCUCCUGACUCGACCAGCGCACUCCAUCAUUAACCAGGCCUUUGACUCGCGGUUGCGCGUAGACAUGCGUAGGCCCAUUAACGGAGAUGGCUUCGGUGUGGGCUGGUAUGACUCGGUAUACGACGAGGAGCUCGGCACCCAGCCUUGCAUCUUCACCUCUGUCACUCCGGCAUGGAACAACAUCAACCUGCAGCGGUUGGCAGAGAAGAUCAAGUCGCCCUUAGUCUUCGCCCAUGUUCGCGCCACUACGGCGGGCUCACUCUCGGAGGAUAACUGCCACCCGUUUAAGCAUGGAAAGCUUAUGUUCAUGCACAACGGCAGCAUCGAGGACUUCCCCAAGAUCAAGCGCAAGCUACAGGCUCUCCUCCCUGAUGACAUCUUCAAUGUUGUCCAAGGAAACACAGACUCGGAGCACUGCUUUGCGCUUUUCCUCUCGAUGCUACCCAACGCGAACGCGACAUGCUUCUCGCAUCGCGAGUUGAGACAGGCUAUGCUCGACACCAUCUCUACUCUCAAUAAGCUUGCGAAGGACGCUGGCAUCACCCAUCCGAGCUUGAUGAACUUCUGUGUCACCGAUGGCUCGAGCGUUGUCGCGACUCGAUACGUCUCCUCUCGUCGCGACGAGGCGGCCUCGCUUUGGUUCUCGUCGGGUACCAGCUUCAGCGAGUAUGCGGAGGGCGGUCAUUACAAGAUGUCGAAGACUGACAAGCGGGAGAAUAUCAUCAUGAUCGCGAGCGAGCCGCUCACGUUUGAGAAAGCGGACUGGAUGGAGAUCAAGACGAACAUGCUUGUCACGAUCACACCGAAGAUGAACGUACUUCAAAGCCCCAUCAUCGACGAGUUUUGGGUGCCACCGUCAGACCCCGCCGCGAAGCAGCGUGGCGUUGACUUGGCCGUCGCAAAGGGCCUCUUGCCCAACCGCGACGGCCGACCCCCUCCGCCGGUCAUGCCCACGCCACCGGCGGUGUCUGUGAAGCUUCCACAGCCAGUCGCGGUCGCAUAG